AUUCGUGCCACUCACUGCCGUCCUCUGCGCGUCCUCUGCGCCGGAAGCGCACCGAAGGAGAAAAACGACAAACUCUCCGCUACUCCCUCCAUCCAUGGCGAAUGUUCAAUCUCCUGCUCUCUGUAGUCUCUUUUUAACCAUGGCUUCAACCUCUAACAACGUCACCGCAGCAAGGCUUGCCCGCAACUCAUGUGACUCAUCCACUCCAUCCCAUCGCUCAAAACGCUGGGCCCAAAUCGGAGUCCCUUCCGCAGGUCUUCGCUUCUCUCUGCUUCCCACCAUUCGCAGAGUGCGAAUUUCUCUGAUUUCAUCAAAAAUUAGGGUAUAUCCUUCGUCGUUUCGUGCGAGCGUGCAGUUGCCCAAUGGAAUCAGGCCGGGUGGCCGAGUGGAGACGGAUAAGCUGACGUCCGAUGUGCGGAAGCGGGCAAUGGAUGCCAUUGAUUCGUACGGAGGAAGGGUUACGAUUGGAGAUGUGUCGAGCAGGGCAGGACUAAAGUUAAACGAGGCUGAGAGAGCUCUUCAGGCGAUUGCCGCUGAUACUGAUGGAUUCUUGGAGGUUUCAGAUGAAGGCGAUGUUCUUUAUGUUUUCCCAAAGGAUUAUCGUUCAAAACUUGCUGCCAAAUCUUUUCAAAUGAAACUCGAGCCUUUGCUGGAUAAAUUGAAGGGAGCAGGCGAGUACAUAAUCAGGGUUUCUUUUGGGACAGCACUUAUUAUGUCAAUUGUUCUGGUAUACACAACAAUAAUUGCCCUUGUUUCAAGCAGAAGUGAUGAUGACAAUCGAGGAAGACGUGGGGGGAGAUCAUAUGAUUCUGGUGUUACUAUUUUCUUCAGCCCGUCAGACUUAUUUUGGUAUUGGGAUCCUUAUUAUUACAAGAGGCGGCGGGCAAAGGCUGAUGAUGGAAUGAACUUCAUUGAAUCUGUUUUCUCAUUUGUUUUUGGUGAUGGAGAUCCAAAUCAAGGACUUGAGGAGGAGAGAUGGAAGCUGAUUGGACAGUAUAUUUCUUCAAAUGGUGGUGUUGUUACCGCUGAGGAACUUGCUCCUUAUCUUGAUGUGGAACCUAUGGAUAAAGCAGUU
Messenger RNA from Phalaenopsis equestris, 1075 nucleotides. RefSeq lists its product as uncharacterized. The record is from RefSeq and is a predicted model, not a curated record. Gene Ontology annotation, cellular component: chloroplast envelope. NCBI's taxonomy places the organism in Eukaryota, Viridiplantae, Streptophyta, Magnoliopsida, Asparagales, Orchidaceae.